Molecule: messenger RNA, 1797 nt
Organism: Cynara cardunculus var. scolymus (artichoke)
Lineage: Eukaryota; Viridiplantae; Streptophyta; Magnoliopsida; Asterales; Asteraceae
Product: diacylglycerol O-acyltransferase 1-like
Exons: 16
Coding region: 84-1550 (488 amino acids)
Biological process (GO): triglyceride biosynthetic process
Cellular component (GO): endoplasmic reticulum membrane; chloroplast envelope
Molecular function (GO): diacylglycerol O-acyltransferase activity
Source: RefSeq, a predicted model, not a curated record
UUACAAAACGCCUAAUUCCAAACUUUGGUUCAUGCUUUUAACGAUUCCUUUUGGGGGAAUUUGUUGUUGUGAUUGGAGAAAGGAUGACAUCCAGCCCCAGGCGUCCCAUCAUGAAUGAGGGUUUGAAUCAUCAUUCCAAUGGCAACAACAGUAAGGAGCAGAUCGAGGUUGGUCAUCGAUUCACAGAUGAACCUCGGAAGGGAAACGUCGAUCGAGGACGACUUCUAAAUGGAAGUCGUCAAACAACUGUUGUUCAGUAUGCGGUUCGCCCAUGCACUCCAUCUCAUAACACAAUCAAAGAGUCUCCUCUCAGCUCUGACGCCAUUUUCAGACAGAGUCAUGCUGGCCUUUUUAACCUCUGCAUAGUGGUCCUUGUUGCUGUUAACAGCAGGCUCAUCAUUGAGAAUCUUAUGAAGUAUGGCUUAUUGAUCAAUACCAAUUUUUGGUUUAGUUCAAGAUCAUUGAGAGAUUGGCCACUUCUUAUGUGCUGCCUGUCACUUCCGAUCUUCUCACUUGCAGCGUUCAUUGUUGAGAAAUUUGCAUGGAGAAAACGUAUAUCCGAAUCUGCUGUUCUUACUCUUCAUCUUAUAAUAACUACAAGUACCAUUCUGUAUCCAGUUUUCAUGAUUCUAAGGUUUGAUUCGGCUGUUUUAUCAGGUGUUACAUUGAUGUUGUUUGCUUGCGUGAAUUGGUUAAAAUUGGUAUCUUUUGUUCAUACAAAUUACGACAUGCGCUUGAUUGUGAACUCAAUUGGUAAGGAGGAAAAGAAGUCUUGUUUUUCGAGUACGGAGUAUUUUUAUGAUGUCAACUUCAAUAGCUUGGCUUACUUCAUGGUUGCUCCCACAUUAUGUUACCAGAUAAGCUAUCCACGCACCACAUGUAUUAGGAAGGGGUGGGUAUUACGGCAGACGAUCAAGUUCUCAAUAUAUACAGGGGUGAUGGGAUUUAUCAUUGAACAAUAUAUCAACCCCAUCGUUAGAAACUCUCAGCAUCCACUGAAAGGAGACUUUUUAUAUGCAAUAGAACGCGUUUUGAAGCUUUCAGUUCCAAAUUUAUACGUUUGGCUCUGUAUGUUUUACUGCUUUUUUCACCUCUGGUUAAACAUACUUGCUGAGGUUCUUCGUUUUGGUGAUCGUGAGUUUUACAAAGAUUGGUGGAAUGCCAAAACCGUUGACGAGUACUGGAGAUUGUGGAAUAUGCCGGUUCAUAGAUGGGUCGUGCGGCAUAUCUAUUUUCCGUGCAUACGUAGUGGAAUACCUAAGGGAGGUGCCCAUUUUAUUUCGUUCUUUAUGUCUGCAGUGUUCCAUGAGCUUUGUAUUGCUGUUCCAUGCCACAUUUUUAAGUUUUGGGCCUUCCUUGGGAUCAUGCUUCAGGUCCCAUUGGUGAUGGUGACAGAUUUCCUUCAUCACAAGUUUCAAAAUUCAAUGGUGGGAAACAUGAUGUUUUGGUGCUUUUUUAGCAUUCUUGGUCAACCCAUGUCUGUGUUACUCUACUACCAUGACUUGAUGAAUAGAAAAGUGAAUACCACCAACCAAGACCCUCACCAAUAACAAACAUUCAUCUGAUAUCAAAUACCUAAUUCACCAUAUUUCAUAGAUUCCCUUUUGGGCAUCUCAUACUUUCCUUUCCUAUAUAAAUGUUGGAAGAGGAUUUUGUCAUUAGGUAAAUAAAUGUAUGUAUGCAUGCAUGCUUUUAGCUAGAUACAAUAAGGUUUGCUUACAUCUUAUUAUACCAAGGUAAGAGUCUCUUUGUUAGCGGUUUAAUGAGAUUCACAAUUUAUUCAGUAUUGCUAUAAAA